UUAUUGCUGCAUUUGAUGUGAUGAUGUGUGGAUAUAGGUCCUCUGAUUGUACAAGUUCUGGUGGCUGAAGUUGUGUAUCGGCAGUGGCUUCCAUCAUCUAGCAAUGGAUUUUUCAUUUUUCGGUAAUUUCCCGUGGUUCAAACCCCAUUCUGCAAAUGAUAUGGCAUCAACAGUUGCAUCUACUAGCACCCUAAUGCAAACACCUAAACAAAAUGCUCAGUUUGAUGAUAAGUUUUGGAAAUGGACUGUGUUUUCAGUUCUUCCUUGGGCUAAAGGAGCUGAGGGUAAUAUUCAAAUGCCAACAACUGUCAACAAGAAACUGAAAAGGCGACGUCCGUUUCGUGAAGGUGUAGACUCUCUAGCUCGGACGUCAACCAUACGCUUUAGACCAUAUGUUUCUAAAGUUCCAUGGCAUACAGGUCCAAGAGCUUUUCUUUCUCAAUUUUUCCCUCGAUAUGGUCAUUACUGUGGACCAAACUGGUCAAGUGGAAAAGAUGGAGGGUCACCAAUUUGGGACAGAAGACCCAUUGAUUGGUUGGAUUUUUGCUGCUAUUGUCACGACAUGGGCUAUGAUUCACAUGAUCAGGCUGAACUCCUCAAGGCAGACCUUGCAUUCCUCGAGUGCUUGGAGAAGCCAAACAUGAGUACGCGAGGAGAUCCUCAUGUAGCUCUACUUUACAAGACUAUGUGCACAUCAGGCCUCAGGAACAUAUUGAUACCUUACAGACAACAACUUAUUACCUUACAAUCUAAGCAGCUAUCUUUUGGAUUUGGAUGGCUCGGCGGUAUCAUGGAACCUGCAAAAUGCUUGAAAGAUCGCUUCGUAUGGUUACAGAAGUAGGAAUGUGAACAAUCCCGCGCUUUCAUUGUGAUGCAGAACAAGACAUUUCUGGCAAGUCUAUUCCAUAAUGUCUUAAGAUAAGAUAGCCUGUAUAUAUGAUAUUGGAAAUCAAUGAAACUGUAGAACUCCAUUAUGAUAUAAUUAGUUGUGUAGCUAUUCCACUGCUUGUAUAUUAU
Messenger RNA from Solanum verrucosum, 1017 nucleotides. RefSeq lists its product as uncharacterized. NCBI's taxonomy places the organism in Eukaryota, Viridiplantae, Streptophyta, Magnoliopsida, Solanales, Solanaceae. The record is from RefSeq and is a predicted model, not a curated record. The coding region runs from base 104 to 841 and encodes 245 amino acids. Gene Ontology annotation, biological process: arachidonate secretion; phospholipid metabolic process. The transcript is spliced from 3 exons. Gene Ontology annotation, molecular function: A2-type glycerophospholipase activity.